Molecule: messenger RNA, 785 nt
Organism: Sesamum indicum (sesame)
Lineage: Eukaryota; Viridiplantae; Streptophyta; Magnoliopsida; Lamiales; Pedaliaceae
Source: RefSeq, a predicted model, not a curated record
CAUUCGAGAUGAAGAUGGAUAGUUUAGGAAAGCAAGCUCUUCUUUUUGCUGCAAAUCUUUCUCUUCCAGCAUUUCAGGUCGUUGCAGUGGAUGCAAACUUGGGGUGUGCUCACUGCCGAGAGAGGGUAACACAAGUUAUUUCAAAGAUGGCAGGAUCGAAGAGAUUUGCGGUUGAUGUCUGCAUAAAACAAGUUAUCAUCAAAGGAGACGUAAGAUUUAACCCGAAAGCAGCAAGAAGCAACGUUCCCAAGCAGAAAACAGAGGAUUCUUCAAUUGUCAAUGCUGUAUGCAAGUUCUUCAGUAGGCUAUAUGGCUUUCUACGGACCAGUUGUUGCCGGUCAAAUGAGAGGAAGAGAAGUUAAGAGCUGGCGAGCACAUGCACGACAAUUUCUUUCUUUACCCCAACACCAUCUUCAAUCUCACAUGCCUGUAGAUGAUCACAACAUAGCGUUGCUUAAUCUUGAGAACUGCUCAGAGGUGGUCGAGAAACAACCUUAGGGUGCAUUUGCAUUGAUAAAUUUCAAAUUCUUAAUAACAAUUCCUUGUAUUUAUUUGAAUAAUUAUAACUUUAGAGGAUUUGAAAUCCUUCAAAUCCAAUAUUUUGUUGAAUAUUAAUAGAUUCAAACUCUUUUAAUACACAGUGGUUUAAAGCCUCAAAUCCAAAUGCAGGUUUAAAGAAUUUCCUUUUUCGUUCCGCUCACUUUUACAAUUGCCCAAUUGACAGAGACCAGGGUAGGCUUAGGGAAGGCAUCAUUCAGGGGAUUGUAUUGUUUAUCAAUUUUGUA